AAUCAGCGUCAUCUUGGUCAUUAUUCCUCACCAGGUAGACACUCGUCCUUGCCAUCGUUACCCGGGAGACAGACUACAACAAGUCGUGCCAGCAUAAUUUCCGUUCACUUCGCCGGUGACUCCGCAGCAGACACUGAGUUCGGUGUACGUUCACGUCACAGAGUCCAGAUGGCUUCGAGCGGCGACAGCCUCCCCGACUUAGAAAGCGAGAGGAAAGGGAGAGGACACUGGUCACACAAAUGCGACUACCUCUUUACGGUGACGGGCUAUGCCAUCGGGCUUAGCAAUGUGUGGAGGUUCCCUUAUCUGUGUUAUAUAAAUGGCGGAGGGGCGUUCCUGGUCCCCUACCUACUGACGCUGGUACUGGUGGGCAUCCCGCUGUUCUUUCUGGAGACGGCCGUCGGGCAGUUUAGUUCCUCCAGCUGCCUCGCCGUCUUCUCCGUUUGCCCGGCUUUCAAAGGUCUUGGUCUGGCAUCCCUCGCUAUCAACUUGGUGACGCUAACGUACUGCGUCGUUUUAGUCUCGUAUCCCCUGCUGUUCCUCGCCCACUCCUUCAGCUGGGACCUUCCGUGGGCCUCGUGCGGGAACAGCUGGAAUUCGCCCAACUGCACGGCCGAAGGAGAUGUGAAAGACGGUGUGUCUUCAGCUGAUGAAUUCUUUCACCAAAAGAUACUGCGGGUCUCGUCCGGCAUCGACGACCUCAGCCGCAUCGAGUGGCCGGUUGUUAUCGUGACCUUCAUGGUCUUCGUCUUCCUCUUUUUCUGCGUCUUCAAGGGGAUUAAGAUUCUGGGGAAAGUCGUGUGGCUCACAGUGAUCUUCCCGUUUGUCAUGCUGUUCAUUCUGCUGAUACGUGGGGUCACACUUCCGGGAGCCACGGAUGGAAUCUACUUCUACAUCUAUCCCGAGUUUAACAGACUUAAAGAGAUGAAGGUGUGGGCGGCAGCGGCCAUACAGAUCUUUUAUUCCUUGGGUCCCGGAUGGGGGUCGCUCAUCUGCUUCGGUUCCUACAACAAAUUCAACAAUCGGUGCACGAGGGACGCGCUCAUUGUCCCCGUCCUGAACAGCAGCACCUCCAUCCUGGCGGGAUUCGUCGUCUUCUCGGUGCUCGGCUUCAUGGCCAAGAGAGCUGGCGUUUCUAUUGAAGAACUUGCUGUUGCUGGCGCUGGUCGAACUGUGCAGGACCUUCAGCUGAUGAUUGGACGACGCAUUGGCUACGGCUGGUGGGGCACUUGGCUGGUCGUCACUCCCCUUGUGCUCCUGGGCAUCCUCAUGAACACUGUGCUGAAUCAGUCUGGCGCAGGAUACCGAGGGCAGACCUUCCCGACCUGGGCUCAGAGCACCGGCUGGGUCAUCGCCCUCACCUCCAUCCAAUUCAUUCCAACUUACUUCCUCUACUACUUUUGCUUUAGAACUGCUGGCUCGUUCAAACAGCGGAUCAAGUCCUGCCUGUCCCCGUCGGCCGCCUGGGGCCCAGCCCACCCGAGCCACAGGGAGAAGUGGAUGCAGCACCGCCUCAAGUACCCUCUGCGUCACCGCCUCCUGCAUCCCAACCUCUGUGCAGAGAAUACGUCUCCACCAGAUGUGUUUUUGAAUAUCUUGUAAUUUGUCUGAUGGGGAAACAUGUUUUGACUUUUUUAUCUAGAGACGCGUACAACGUUAAUGCAAUUUUAUAUAGUGAAAAUAACUCAGUAAUUCAAUAAUUUCCUAAAUUUGCACUGUAAAGCUUUAUUCGAGAAAUACAAACAAGAGAGCGCACCUUCACGACUCCCGACUGAUUAUGUUUAACAAAACUGUGGUUAGACAUUUGUGUAAUCAUUGUAUAUUAUGGCUUAAAGAUAUUUUAUUCU
Molecule: messenger RNA, 1847 nt
Organism: Penaeus monodon (black tiger shrimp)
Lineage: Eukaryota; Metazoa; Arthropoda; Malacostraca; Decapoda; Penaeidae
Product: sodium-dependent noradrenaline transporter-like
Exons: 11
Coding region: 169-1602 (477 amino acids)
Biological process (GO): sodium ion transmembrane transport
Cellular component (GO): membrane
Source: RefSeq, a predicted model, not a curated record